This is a messenger RNA of Myotis davidii, 1880 nucleotides long. It is a transcript of the gene SYT2, whose product is annotated as synaptotagmin 2. The record is from RefSeq and is a predicted model, not a curated record. Lineage: Eukaryota; Metazoa; Chordata; Mammalia; Chiroptera; Vespertilionidae. Gene Ontology annotation, cellular component: dense core granule; axon; synaptic vesicle membrane. The transcript has 9 exons. Gene Ontology annotation, molecular function: phosphatidylserine binding; calcium ion binding; clathrin binding. The coding region runs from base 128 to 1342 and encodes 404 amino acids. Gene Ontology annotation, biological process: regulation of dopamine secretion; calcium ion-regulated exocytosis of neurotransmitter; cellular response to calcium ion.
UUUUUAAACCUAAGUUGCUGACACCACCAUCGUUCAGGACCGGGCAAGGGCUAGGAGGCCAGAGGGCACGGCAUCGCACAGACCAGACCUCUGACCUGCCUGUUCCUCACCCACCCCCGCGGCCACCAUGUGGAAUAUCUUCAAGAAGAACCAGCAGCCGGAGGCGGCGCCGGCCACCACCACAGCCACCAUGCCCGCUGGGCCCGUGGGCAACUCCACCGAGAGUGAGGGUGCCGGGGGGAGCAAGGAGGACAUGUUUGCCAAGAUAAAGGAGAAAUUCUUCAAUGAGAUGAACAAGAUCCCCCUGCCGCCCUGGGCGCUGAUAGCCAUCACUGUGGUGGCCGGCCUCCUGCUCCUCACCUGCUGCUUCUGCAUCUGCAAGAAGUGCUGCUGCCGGAAGAAGAAGAACAAGAAGGAGAAGGGCAAGGGCGCCAAGAAUGCCAUGAGCAUGAAGGACAUGAAGGGCGGGCAGGACGAUGACGAUGCAGAGACCGGCCUCACCGAGGGGGAGGGGGAGGGCGAGGAGGAGAAGGAGCCGGAGAACCUGGGCAAGCUGCAGUUCUCCCUGGACUACGACUUCCAGGCCAACCAGCUGACCGUCGGCGUGCUGCAGGCCGCAGAACUGCCCGCCCUGGACAUGGGAGGCACCUCAGACCCUUACGUCAAAGUCUUCCUCCUCCCAGACAAGAAGAAGAAAUACGAGACCAAAGUGCAUCGGAAGACGCUGAACCCCGCCUUCAACGAGACCUUCACCUUCAAGGUGCCGUACCAGGAGCUGGGGGGCAAGACCCUGGUGAUGGCCAUCUACGACUUCGACCGCUUCUCCAAGCACGACAUCAUCGGGGAGGUGAAGGUGCCCAUGAACACGGUGGACCUCGGCCAGCCCAUCGAGGAGUGGAGAGACCUGCAGGGCGGCGAGAAGGAGGAGGUGAGAGCAGAGAUGUCCGUCUGCAUCCUCGAGGCCAAGAACCUGAAGAAGAUGGACGUGGGCGGCCUCUCAGACCCCUACGUGAAGAUCCACCUGAUGCAGAACGGCAAGAGGCUCAAGAAGAAGAAGACGACGGUGAAGAAGAAGACGCUGAACCCCUACUUCAACGAGUCCUUCAGCUUCGAGAUCCCCUUUGAGCAGAUCCAGAAAGUCCAGGUGGUGGUCACGGUGCUGGACUACGACAAGCUGGGCAAGAACGAAGCCAUCGGCAAGAUCUUCGUGGGCAGCAACGCCACGGGCACGGAGCUGCGGCACUGGUCCGACAUGCUGGCCAACCCGCGCCGGCCCAUCGCCCAGUGGCACUCGCUGAAGCCCGAGGAGGAGGUGGACGCUCUCCUGGGCAAGAACAAGUAGGAGCAGCGGCCGCCGCGGCCGCACGGCCGGCUCGGACGACAGACCCAGAGCUCUCGAUACCUCAGUUAUGCCCUCGAGGUUCCCCCCUGUGGUCGCGUCCUCGUUCCCCUUCCUUUCCGUCUGUUUAAAGACCGGCUUCCCGCUGGCGGCUCUGAGGAGCCUCCCCAACCAGCGGACGAGGAGCCCGGCUCUUGUCACCGUCCGGGAGCCGCCCGCUGCUGCAUGCCCGUCACCACCAUCGUCAUCGCGGUCCCAUCAGGGUCCCUCGGUCCCAGCCUCGCCCGAGCCUCGCGGGAGUGAGGCCCUCUGGUGGCAGAAAGUCGCGACGUGUCCCGGUUUUUUUGCGUGUUCUGGACCCACACAAUGGCACUUGCUGUGUCCUGGGGGGGAAGGCUGCACAGUGGCCAGCGACGGUGUGCACACGUGUUCACAUGUGGGUGCACACGUAUACACUCAUGUGUGUGAGUGCGUGCAAGGGCAUUGUGCAUGAGUGUGUGUGUGUGUGUGUGCGCGCAUUGUGCACACGUGCGUGUAUGCA